AUGCCGUCUGCACGACAAACUCUGGCCGCUACGUCUUUGGUGCGUGCCGCCAGCCGCAGGUCCGGCUGUUUCUGGCGAGCCUCGACUUUUUCCCUCCCCCACCGAAGCUACUCCUCGUCAGCCGAGCCGCUCGUCGUCGUGUCCGACCUGCCUGCGCCCAACUCGGGCCACAUCCGAGUGCUUGAGCUGAACCGGCCGGACGCGCGCAACGCCAUCUCGCUCGCGCUUCUGGCGGCCCUGCGCGGCCAGAUCGAGGCCGUUGCGGAUCAGUAUGACGGCGAGGGCAACGAGCUGCCCGCGGCCAGGACCGCCGGACAGGAUGGCCUGGGGCCUACACGGGCAUUGAUCCUGGCCAGCGCCGUCGACAGUUGCUUUUGCGCUGGCGCUGACUUGAAAGAGCGACGGACGUUUACACAGGAGGAAACGAAUGCCUUCCUUGCCGACCUGCGCGGCACGCUCUCUGCACUCUCGGUGCUGCCCAUUCCGACAAUCGCAGCGGUCUCUUCCGUGGCCCUGGGCGGUGGCUUCGAGCUGGCGCUGUCCACACACAUGCGCGUGUUUUCGAGCAAUGCCUUUGUCGGCCUACCCGAGACGCGCCUAGGCAUAAUACCCGGUGCUGGCGGCACGUACCGUCUGCCUAUGCUGAUCGGUGUUGGCCGGGCCCGCGACCUCAUCCUGACUGGACGGCGGGUGUCGGCACCUGAGGCAUACUUCUUGGGCAUCGCAGACCGGUUGGUCGAGGUCUCUGAGGAGGCUGAGGGCGAGGGUGAAAACAGCGAGAAGGACGAGAAGGAGAGCCAACAGAAGGUGCUUGAGACGGCCCGCCGGGCGGCGCUCAGCGAGGCCGUGCGACUGGCCGAAGAGAUCUGCUCAGGCGGUCCUGUGGCUGUACGGGCAGCUCUGCAGGCGGUGCAAUACCCGACUGAGGCCGUCGAGAACGCAAUGUACGACAAGGUCGUGGCCACGCACGACCGCAACGAGGCGCUGCGGGCCUUUGCCGAGAAGCGGCGGCCGGUAUUCCAGGGACAGUAG
Molecule: messenger RNA, 1032 nt
Organism: Grosmannia clavigera kw1407
Lineage: Eukaryota; Fungi; Ascomycota; Sordariomycetes; Ophiostomatales; Ophiostomataceae
Product: mitochondrial methylglutaconyl-hydratase
Exons: 2
Coding region: 1-1032 (343 amino acids)
Biological process (GO): fatty acid beta-oxidation
Cellular component (GO): mitochondrion
Molecular function (GO): enoyl-CoA hydratase activity
Source: RefSeq, a predicted model, not a curated record